AUGAUGAGAACAACGCUUGAACACAUCCCCUUCGCCUACCGCUUCGUCUUCCUCUGGUUCGAGCCCCUGGCAGCACUCGGCGGUACUUUCCUGCUCUGGUUCAACCCCGAAAUGAUCCUCAACACCAUGAGCCCCAUUAGCAGGUUCGCGCCAGACAACAAAGUCAUCUAUGACCAACUCGCCGCAACAUACGCGCUUUUCGCAUAUAACGAGGCAAUUCUUCUGCGAUCCACGAAUGAUUUGCGGGUGUGGCGCACCGUAGUUAUCGGCAUUCUGCUUUGUGAUGCGAUGCACAUGUAUGCUAGCUGGGCUGUGCUUGGGAGCGUGUUCUGGAAUCCUGGCGCGUGGAGGUGGGAGGAUUGGGUCAAUCUAGGGAGUUUGUGGGGGCAGGGUGCCGUGCGUGUGGCCUUUUUGGCGGGGGUUGGCCUCGAGGGGAAUUUACGCGUGAAGGCCGAUUGA
Molecule: messenger RNA, 459 nt
Organism: Fusarium sp. VM40
Lineage: Eukaryota; Fungi; Ascomycota; Sordariomycetes; Hypocreales; Nectriaceae
Source: the annotation of a GenBank genome assembly